GUCUCUUUAGUCUUCAGACUCUCAGCUUUUUCUCAUCCAGCUUUUUCUCCUCCUCUUUCCUUGGGUCGUGCUCUCAUCGUCCUCCGCUCUCGCUUUCCGUGCGAGACAACGAGCACACUUACAACGGUCCUCGGUCAUGGCGUCCUCCCAGGCUGCCUUCCCGUCCAUCUUCUCUGGCUCGUCGCGCGUUUCGGUCGACAGUCCCGCCUUUAUCGGCAUCCUGCCCUCGGGUAGCUGGCUCUACACCACUGCUACCAUCGUGCUCUCGCUUCUCAUCCUUGAGCAGUCUGUCUACCGCUACAAGAAACGUCACCUUCCAGGCGACAAAUGGACUAUCCCGAUCAUUGGCAAGUUUGCGGAUUCGAUGAAGCCCACCAUGGAGGGCUACAUGAAACAAUGGGAUUCCGGUGCCCUGAGUGCAAUUAGCGUCUUCAACAUUUUCAUCGUGAUGGCGUCAGCAAACGAAUUCUCCAGAAAGAUUUUGAACUCUCCUACCUAUGCUGAACCUUGUCUGGUCCACUCAGCCAAGCAGGUCAUGCUAGCAGAAAACUGGGUCUUCCUCAGUGGCAAGGAGCAUGUCGAGUACCGUCGCGGUCUCAACCUGCUCUUCACUCGCAAGGCCCUCGGCCUCUAUCUCAGUAUUCAAGACGUGAUAACCCGCACACAUUUCGCUAAAUGGCUUGCUGAAGCGGCGAAGGACCCGUCUGCCAAGCCCGUCAUGAUGACUAUGCGCAACCUCAACAUGGACACGUCGCUUCGUGUUUUCUGCGGAAAUCACAUUCCCGAGCAUGCGGCCAAAGAGAUCUCGGAAAAGUACUGGCAGAUCACUACAGCGCUCGAGCUUGUUAACUUCCCACUCGCUCUUCCCGGUACCAAGGUCUACAAUGCGAUCCAGGCGCGUAAAGUCGCGAUGAAGUGGCUCGAAUUUGCUGCGCGCAAGUCAAAAGAGAGCGUCGCUGCUGGCAAUCCACCCGAGUGCAUGCUGGAAGAGUGGGUCACGAUCCUAAGCGAUCCCGCAUACAAGGGCCGUCGCGAGUUCAGCGACUUCGAGAUGGCUAUGGUCGUCUUCUCCUUCCUCUUCGCCAGCCAGGACGCCAUGUCGAGCGGUCUCAUUUACGGCUUCCAGCAUCUUGCGGAUCAUCCCGAAGUUCUUGCCAAGGUUCGCGAGGAGCAGGAACGCGUCCGUGGUGGCGACUACGAGAAGCCCGUUACCCUGGAGAUGAUGGAUGAGAUGCUGUACCUGCGCGCGAUGGUCAAGGAGACCCUUCGCGUUAAACCGCCAGUGACGAUGGUCCCAUACAAGGUGAAGAAGGCGUUCCCUAUCUCUGAGGACUACACUGUCCCAUCUGGUAGCAUGGUCAUCCCCUCAUUCUACAACUCGCUGCACGACCCAGGAGUGUUCCCGGAGCCGGAAAAGUUUUUGCCCGAGCGCUGGCUCGACCCGGACAGCAGCGCGAAUACGAAUCCGCGAAACUAUCUCGUCUUUGGCAGCGGUCCGCACAAGUGCAUCGGGAUCGAAUACGCGAUAAUGAACACUGCCCUGGUGCUUGGGGACGCGGCCGUGCUCUUGAAUUGGGAGCAUGAGCUCACCCCGUUGAGCGACAAGGUCCAGAUCAUCGCGACGCUCUUCCCACAGGACGGUUGCAAGCUCAAGUUUAGCUCGCGUCGGCAUGCGUAAUUGUAGCUGUUCCUCCUUCUUUAUUGGGUUCGGGCGGGGACCACUGUAGCCUGGGGUAGCUAACUCUUGGCAGAUAUGAUUGUGCGAUUUUAUUUGGCUCUGACCUAGAACAUACCCAUACCCCGUAGUAAGUAGUAAUACCACCUCAUUUUGCACUGU
Molecule: messenger RNA, 1837 nt
Organism: Phanerochaete carnosa HHB-10118-sp
Lineage: Eukaryota; Fungi; Basidiomycota; Agaricomycetes; Polyporales; Phanerochaetaceae
Exons: 4
Coding region: 137-1678 (513 amino acids)
Biological process (GO): sterol metabolic process
Molecular function (GO): monooxygenase activity; oxidoreductase activity, acting on paired donors, with incorporation or reduction of molecular oxygen; heme binding
Source: RefSeq, a predicted model, not a curated record